Messenger RNA from Rubroshorea leprosula, 1176 nucleotides. Lineage: Eukaryota; Viridiplantae; Streptophyta; Magnoliopsida; Malvales; Dipterocarpaceae. The record is from the annotation of a GenBank genome assembly.
GUAGAGACUUCAUGGUCCAUAUGAUGGGUGAAUGUUUCCGAAAUUUAGAAAAAGUAGAACAAAGUACGAACUCGAGCUUUGCCGCGCCUGUUGCCCGGAAAGGAAGAAGAUGAACGUUCGAACCCCAAAACGGCAUCCCAAAAUCAAGCGAGGCAAUGUCGUUUUGAGCUCGGCUUGCCUUCAUUAGGCCCAAAAACGGCACCCUAAUCCACCAAUCGUUAGCAGAAUAUUGGACCAGACCUUCUGGUCCAGGUCUCACCACCAAAGCCCAUAGGGGUUCUGCUUAAACCCCGACUUUCAGUCUUCUCUGUUUUCUCUUCUCGUAGCGUUAAUGGUUUCUCGGAGCUAACCGCAAAUCCUCCAAAAAGGUUAUUCAAAAUGAGGCAUUUGCGAUUCAUUUGCUCUCGCUUGUCUCGUAUCAACAGAACCCACCAUCAAAGUUCUCGUCUUUUGCGGUCUUUCCGAUCGGUGAAUGAGUUUGAUCUUGGUCUUACCCGGGGAUACUCCACCGGUGCGCAAGAACCCAAACGAGCCCCGUCCGAGAAAGUCUCUGCAAUCGUCGAUGAAAUCACCGGGCUGACUCUGCUUGAGGUCAUGGACCUAACCGAAGUGCUCCGGAAGAAGCUGGACAUCAACGAGAUGCCGAUUAUGGCUGUGAUGAUGCCCGGGAUGGGAUUUUCCGGGGCUGCGAGAGGUGCCGGGAAAGGUGGGGCUGGUGGGCCUGGGAAGGGUGAGGAAAAGAAGGAGGAGAAGAUGGUGUUCGACGUGAAGCUUGAAGGAUUUGAUGCGGCGGCGAAGAUAAAGGUUAUAAAGGAAGUGAGGGGGUUUACGGAUUUGGGGCUGAAAGAGGCUAAGGAUUUGGUGGAGAAGGCGCCAACGCUGUUGAAGAAGGGGGUCACCAAGGAUGAGGCCGAGAAGAUCAUAGCAAAGAUGAAGGAGGUGGGAGCUAAAGUUACCAUGGAAUAAGGUAAAAGAUCUUCUUUCUUCCUUUCCUGAUGUUUUUCUUCUCUUGUUUGGGUUUGCCUUUAUGUGUUGGAUUUUGAAUUUUUGGUUUUUGCAAGAAUUGUGAGGGCAAGUUAGCAACAAGAUGGUUCAAAUUGUACUUUUGUUGUUAGCAGAUUGUUAUACUUCCUGCAGAGUAUUUUUGAAUAUCAUUGAUAAAUUUGAAUUGCUUGG